Rhinichthys klamathensis goyatoka is the source of this 2782-nucleotide messenger RNA. RefSeq names its product HID1 domain containing a (gene hid1a). Gene Ontology annotation, cellular component: Golgi medial cisterna; membrane; Golgi trans cisterna. The record is from RefSeq and is a predicted model, not a curated record. Lineage: Eukaryota; Metazoa; Chordata; Actinopteri; Cypriniformes; Leuciscidae. The coding region runs from base 79 to 2472 and encodes 797 amino acids. The transcript has 19 exons.
ACACACACACAGAGAGAGAGGAGGAGGUGACGGGGAUUAGAGCUGCGCCUCAUCAUUAAACCUACAUAUCAGGAGAAAAUGGGAAAUACGGACUCGAAGCUAAAUUUCAGGAAGGCGGUGAUACAGCUGACCACAAAAACACAGCCCGUGGAGGCCACAGACGAUGCGUUCUGGGAUCAGUUCUGGGCGGACAGCGCCACCAGUGUCCAGGACGUGUUUGCCCUGGUGCCGGCCGCUGAGAUCAGAGCCGUGCGAGAGGAGUCGCCCUCCAAUCUGGCAACUCUCUGCUACAAGGCGGUGGAAAAGCUGGUUCAGGGCGCUGAGUCCGGUUGUCCCUCAGAGAAGGAGAAGCAGAUGGUGCUGAACUGCAGUCGGAUGCUCACUCGAAUCCUGCCCUACAUCUUCGAGGACCAGGACUGGAGAGGCUUCUUCUGGUCCACCAUCCCUGGCGCUGGCAGAGCGGGGAUGGAUGAUAUGGAGGAUGAGGAUGAAGGGGCCCGACCGCUGGCCGAGUCUCUCUUACUGGCUCUUGCUGACUUGCUUUUCUGUCCAGAAUUCACCGUUCAAAGCCACAAGAGAGGAAGACCUGAGUCGGUGGAGGACAUGCAGGCGAUGGACAGCUGCGAGUACAUCUGGGAGGCCGGCGUGGGCUUCGCUCAGUCCCCCCCGCUCAACUACAUCCACGACCUCAACAGGUCUGAGCUGCUGAGGUUGCUGCUCACCUGUUUCUCAGAGGCCAUGUACCUGCCGCCGACAGCAGAAAACAGUCUCCUCAACCCCUGGGUCUCCUUCUUCUGCUCCGCCGAGAACAGGCACGCUCUGCCUCUCUUCACCUCUCUGCUGAACGUGGUGUGCGCGUACGACCCCGUGGGCUACGGGAUCCCCUACAACCACCUGUUGUUCUCCGACUACCGGGAGCAGCUGGUGGAGCAGGCCAUGCAGAUCCUCAUCGUGAGCCUGGAGCACGAGGGCCGCCCCCCCUCCCCCGCACGCAUGGAGGAGCAGGACUCCGCCGGCCCGAACAACCUCUUCGUGAAUUACCUGUCCAGAAUCCACCGGGAGGAGGAUUACGACUUCGUGCUGAAAGGUUUGGCGCGCCUGCUGACCAACCCGCUCACUCAGACGUACCUGCCCAACUCCACCAAGAAGAUCCAGUUCCACCAGGAGCUGCUGGUGCUUUUCUGGAAGCUCUGCGACUUCAACAAGAAAUUCCUGUUCUUUGUGCUGAAGAGCAGCGAUGUGCUGGACAUACUAGUGCCUAUCCUGUUCUACCUGAACGACGCCCGAGCCGACCAAUCACGGGUCGGUCUCAUGCACAUCGGCGUCUUCAUUCUGCUUCUGCUGAGCGGAGAGAGGAACUUCGGUGUGCGUCUGAACAAACCGUACUCGCUUCACGUCCCCAUGGACAUCCCAGUGUUCACCGGCACACACGCAGACCUGCUCAUAGUGGUUUUCCACAAGAUAAUCACCAGUGGCCAUCAGCGUUUACAGCCUCUCUACGACUGCCUGCUCACUAUUGUGGUGAACGUGUCUCCGUACCUGAAGAGUCUCUCCAUGGUUGCGGCCAACAAGCUCCUGCAUCUCCUGGAGGCGUUCUCCACAAACUGGUUCCUCUUCUCUGCUCCUCAGAACCACCAUCUGUCCUUCUUUCUGCUGGAGGCCUUCAAUAACAUCAUUCAGUACCAGUUUGAUGGUAACUGUAAUUUGGUGUACGCCAUCAUUCGGAAACGCAACGUCUUCCACCAGCUGGCCAACCUGCCCAGCGACCUGGCCACCAUCCAGAAGGCCUUGCAGAGGAAGAGGAAAUCUCCGAACGCUAUAUCCCGGACCAGCUCCCAGGAGACCGUGUCCAUGGAGGGAUCGAGACCGGCUGUCCCCGCGGAGCCCGGGACACUGAAGGCCAGUCUCGUGGCCAUACCAGACAUCGAUAAACUGACGGAGAAGUCCCAGGUUUCAGAAGACGGUACUAUGAUAGCAGUGCCACAGGCCGAAUACCCAGAAACCCCUGAACACAGCGCUGCGGCGGGAACCAGUGACACGGAGUCCAUCUCAGGACGAGACACUGAGGAUGUCUUCUACACCGAGGCAGAGAUGGCGAGGAGACGUCUGUCCAGCUCUUCAUCAUCCGUCAGCCACUGGAAUCCCAAACCCGACUGGGUCCUGUCCUGGAAGAGUAAGCUCCCACUGCAAACCAUCAUGCGCUUGCUGCAAGUACUGGUGCCACAGGUGGAGAAAAUCUGCAUUGACAAGGGUCUGACGGAUGAAUCGGAGAUCCUGAAGUUUCUCCAGCAUGGCACUCUGGUGGGUCUGCUUCCCGUUCCCCAUCCCAUUCUCAUCCGGAAAUACCAGGCCAAUGCGGGAACCGCCAUGUGGUUUCGCACGUACAUGUGGGGAGUCAUUUACUUGCGGAAUGUGGAUCCUCCGAUCUGGUACGACACCGACGUGCGUCUCUUUGAGAUCCAGAGGAUGUAGAGAUGACCCGUCACACUGAGAGCCCGCAGACCUCAUCCGGCCUUGUCCUUCUGCUUUAACCCGUUCCCCAGAGAAGAGGCGACUCGCUCUCGCCUGCGAGACUCCACUGAAGGUGCCAGUCCACCCGCCAGCUCUGGCUGCGGUUCAGAUGAUAACGCGUCUAUAUAUAAACCAUACGCUCCCAUAAUACAAGCAUACUGUGUGCAGCAGCAGCAGCCCAGACAUGUGAAACUCUCUCUCACUGUGGUUUUUAUAGGAAUAAAGUGCUUAUUAUAAGAAGGAAUGCUAUUUAUAGUAUAGAAAAAAUAAA